AUGGCAGACAUUGAGGACGCUAGAUUUGACGAUGCCGAGGAGGAAGAGAAGGUCGAGCAAAGCAGGUCCACUGGCGUCGUGACAGUCCCCAACGGAGAUGCCGCCGCCAAUCACACCAACGAGGUGGUGGGCGAGGACGGCGAGUACGAGGAAGGAGAGGAGUACUACGACGACGAAGAAGAAGACGAGGACGAUGACGACGACGAGGACUACUACGACUUUGGCAUGCGUGCGGGCAACAAGGACUUUGCCGCCACCGCCAACCGUGCCUACCAGCCCACCGACACCAUCAUCGCCCAGAAGCUCAACAACCGAAUGCACCUGGAGGAUCUGCAUGGCAGCAUGGAUGUGCGCAAGAUGCCCAACUCGGUCUCGUCCGUCAUCAAGGAGUCGGACAAGAAGGACGCCUCCCAGAGAAUGCGGGUGCGCGAGAAGAAGGACCGCGCCACGUCGGAGCAGGUGCUCGAUCCGCGAACGCGGCUCAUCCUCUACAAGAUGCUCAACCGCGAAGUCAUCAUGGAAAUCAACGGCUGCAUCUCCACCGGAAAGGAGGCCAAUGUGUACCACGCGGUGGGCAAGGAGAGCGAGCAGCUGGCGGUGAAGGUCUACAAGACGUCGAUCCUGGUGUUCAAGGACCGCGACCGCUACGUGACCGGCGAGUUCCGCUUCCGCAAGGGCUACGCCAAGCACAACCCGCGCAAGAUGGUGCGCCUCUGGGCCGAGAAGGAGUACCGCAACCUCACCCGAUUGGUGCAGGCGGGGAUCAACUGCCCGACGCCGCUGGCUCUGCGCAUGCACGUCCUGGUGAUGACCUUCCUCGGCAAGGACGGCUGGCCGGCACCGAAGAUGAAGGAAGCGGUGCUGAGCACCAACAAGUGGCGCGAGCUGUACGUGCAGUGCAUCCGCAUGAUGCGCACCAUGUACCAGCAGUGCCGUCUCGUCCACGGCGAUUUGUCCGAAUACAACAUCCUGUAUGCGCUUCCCCUCUGCUGUGCCGCACACGCCGGCACUCACCCUGUUUCCCGCGUGUGGUACUACAAGGGCGAGCUGUACUUCAUCGACGUCUCACAGUCGGUCGAGCACGACCACCCGCACGCCCUCGACUUUCUGCGCCUGGAUUGCAACAACAUCACGCUGUGGUUCUCCAAGCACGGCGUGCCGGCCAUGACCACGCGCGAGCUGUUCGAGUUCGUGACCGACCCCACCAUCAACCAGUCCAACAUGGACUCCUACCUGGAAAAGAUGAUGGCGACGGUGGAGCGGCGUAUGGAGGAGGGUAUGACCAACGAGGAGGAGAUCGCCGAGGAGGUCUUCAAGCGAUCCUUCAUCCCUCGAACGCUCGAUGACGUGAUCGAUGCAGAGCGGGACAUCUUUGAAAAGAAGGGCAGUGGAGCGGUCAGCGACAUGCACUACCAGGGCGUCACCGGCAUGCGGCAGGAUCUCUCGGGCGCCUCCACGGUUCCCUCGAUUCUGGAGGGCGACCAGACGCCGACGACGACGGAGCCCGCGACGGACUCGACGGCGGUGAGCGGGAGCGACACGGAGGACGGCGACUCGGAGGAAGAGGGCGAAGGCGAAGGCGAGGAAGGGACCGAGGGCGGCGAGCUGUCGAAGAAGGAGCGCAAGAAGCUGGUGAAGGAGGCCCAGCGGGAGAAGCGGAAGAACAAGAUCCCCAAGAAGGUCAAGAAGCGAAAGCAGAAGCAGGCCAAGCAGGGCAAGAAGAAGUGA
Molecule: messenger RNA, 1728 nt
Organism: Acanthamoeba castellanii str. Neff
Lineage: Eukaryota; Discosea; Longamoebia; Acanthamoebidae
Exons: 12
Coding region: 1-1728 (575 amino acids)
Biological process (GO): maturation of SSU-rRNA
Cellular component (GO): preribosome, small subunit precursor; cytosol
Molecular function (GO): protein serine/threonine kinase activity; ATP binding
Source: RefSeq, a predicted model, not a curated record